AUGUCGGCGCUCCAUCUCAGUAAAGAGGCCCUCGCCACUUGGGAAACCAACGCCGAAAUCUGGAACUCUGGCGUCGGCGAGCAUGGCAACAAAUACUGGAAGCAGCUUCAAAUGCCAUCUCUCGAGCGCCUCUUAGGACCGAGCCUCAGUAAACCAGGCUGUUCAGCUCUGGAACUGGCCACGGGCAAUGGCCUCUGUGCUCGUUGGCUCGCAGACAACGGCGCUGCCAGCAUCAUCGCCACAGACGGCACUUUUGGCAUGCUGGAGCAGGUCAAAAAGUACCCCAAUGCCGAUAGAGGCGGCAAGAUAUCUUUUAGAAAGCUGGACGUGACCGAUGCGAACGACUUUGAGCCCCUCGUGGAAAAAGCUGCCGAGAUUGGCGGCUUCGACAUUGUCCUCAUGAACAUGGCAAUCAUGGACGUGGCCACUCUUGAUCCCCUUGCGGACGCGCUUCCGAAGCUGCUCAAGAAGGACGGCGUCUUCAUAGCCACUACCCUCCAUCCAGUCUUCUUCACCUCAACCUAUUCCCGCCAGAUCGAAGUCACGUUCGAUCCCUUAACCGGCGAACAGCAAAUCAUCCGUAGCAAAAAUAUCAAGGAAUACCUCCAUGUCAAGCCAUUUAAAGGUGUUUUCAUCGUUGGACAAGAGACGGCCCAGUAUUACUUCCAUCGUCCUCUCCAUGAACUCCUCACCAUCUUUUUCAAGAGGAACUUGAUCUUGGAUGCGCUUGAAGAGCCAAGCUUUACUGAAGAGGAUGCUAUUCCGGGGAGGGUGGAGGCGACAUCCAACUUUCCGCAGCUGCCAGCUAUUAUGUCGGUCAGAUUUAGAAAGGCUGUUUAG
This is a messenger RNA of Trichoderma virens Gv29-8, 840 nucleotides long. RefSeq lists its product as uncharacterized. The coding region runs from base 1 to 840 and encodes 279 amino acids. The record is from RefSeq and is a predicted model, not a curated record. NCBI's taxonomy places the organism in Eukaryota, Fungi, Ascomycota, Sordariomycetes, Hypocreales, Hypocreaceae. The transcript has 4 exons.